AUGGAUAGGCAUCCUCUGCAUGUGAUCUUUGGUCAGAAGAAGGUUCUUCUUGGUAAAAUUGUGCCACAAGGCUAUGGCGCAAGACCCCCAGGGAAAUACGACAAAAUCGGGGGGAAUUUGAGCCAGCAGUCGUGUCCCUUCGAGCGUUGCUACAGCGACGGCAAAGCAGCAAAGAAAGCGGGUUUGGAGUCAAUGAAUCCUUCAGCUUUUCGAGUCCUGAAUAGGUUGGGCAGCGUACUUCCGCAUCUCGUCACCUACUUGGAGGAUCUGUCUGCAGCAACAGCCAGAGCCUCUGUGGUAUGGAUGAUCGGGCACUACCAGCAGGAGGUGGCCCGGCUGGCACCGGAUGUGCUAAGACGCUUGGCCAAAGGCUUUGCAGCGGAGAAGCAGGAGGUGAAGCAGCAGAUUGUCGUGCUCGGCUUGAAGGUUUGGGCCUUCCACUUUUUCAAUGCUCGGGGAGAGGUGGCAGUCAAGGAUGCAGUUCAAGCAACCAAAGAAGCAGGUUCCAAAGGUGCGGCUCCUUUGAAAGUGAGCCCUGACGAAUCUGCCCAGCUCCUUCCCAGAUUGGAGGCCAUCGUAGAGCACAUCAGCACCUUGGCAUCUUUCGAUGCAUCGUGGGAUGUCCGAGAUACAGCUCGUGCACUCAAGAGCAUCAAGGAAUCUGCUAAGGCUGCCGUGGACUCUGGUGGAAAGUCAGCUUUAGAACAGAUGGGCCUUUGGUACUGUCGUGCAUGCAUUAGCGGUGCACCGCCACUAGAUGCUGCUGGUGUCGACGCAUCAGAAAAAGCAGAUGAUCCCCUCCAGAAGGCGGCCAUUGACUCGACUUGGAUGAUUGGCUCCUUAGCCCAGGCUUUGGACUUCCCAUUGGAGUCAUAUCGGCCACUGCCGCCAUGGGCAGAGGAGAACAGCUCUGAUGAACUGAGAAAAGUGAAGGAGAUUUCGGCGGAGAAAGCCAGAGAGGCAGCGCCGAAGAGCAUCUCCUCCUCGACUGUGGGCAAUGUCUCGCACAUGGAGCAACGCGUCCAGCUGCCGUCCAAUAUCAACAACAUGCCAGUGGUGCAGAGUUUGGAGGACCUGGACCUCUUCUAUAGCGAGGCACCAGCGCCCGCCUUGUCCGUGCCGCCCGCGAGCCGCCAGGCACCUGGCGCGACUCUGGAGCAGAUGCGUUUGGCGGGCCCUUUACCAACUGCGCCUACCUUGGGCACUGCCGUCUUCGGAGAGGAUGAUGAAUCUGAUGAGGCCGAAGAUGAUGAUGACGACGAUGACUGGAAGUAUUGCCAACAAGCAGUGCCAAGCCAAGCCCCGCCGCCCUCAGAGCCAGCGGAGCCAGUUCCUCCACCGCGUGUGGAGCGGGUGCCCGACCCAGCGCCUCCAGCGCCUCCGGCGCCAGCGGAACCAACGGAACCAACCAACGAGUGA
Molecule: messenger RNA, 1419 nt
Organism: Cladocopium goreaui
Lineage: Eukaryota; Dinophyceae; Suessiales; Symbiodiniaceae
Source: the annotation of a GenBank genome assembly